AUGUACCGACUGGCAGCUGACGUAUUUAAUGACCUCGCUAUGAUAUUAGACUGCUUGUCGCCGUUAGCCCCAGCAGGCGUCAGCCGGGUGACUGUCCUCAGUACAGCAGGCGUGCUAAGAGCUCUGUGUGGGGUUGCAGGAGGGAGCUCAAAAGCAAGCCUGAGUGCACAUUUCGCUCGAUGGGGAAAUCUUGCGGAGGUCAACGCCAAAGAUUCCUCGCAAGAGACUAUCAUUUCCCUCCUAGGAAUGCUGGUGGGCUCAUUUGUCGUCUCCCAUGUCACCGGCUUUGCAGCAACCUGGGUAGCCUUUCUUGCUCUGCUCUCACUCCAUUUGGGCUCUAAUUAUGCUGCUGUGCGGGCUGUGCAUAUGACAAGUCUAAACAGGCAGCGGACAAACAUAGUCUUUUCAGCGCUGUUCGCAUCCGAUCAGGAUCUCAACUUGGACGACUUGGGAGGACACGGAGCAAGCAAGCGAACCAGCGGGAUUGAUGAAAAGCAAUGGACCGUCUUGAGGCCGGCUGAAGUCGCCAGUCGAGAGAGGAUCUUCACAAGAGGCGAGAUAUUGACUUGGACACCUGUGGAUGGCCCUUCAUCAUCAACAACAGCAACGACAUAUAAACUGGGAUCCUGCCGCAUUGGUGUCCCUCUACAGUGUCUCUUGUCAGAACCUCCAUUCUUGUCAACAUCCAUUCCCAUCCCGCAUUUGAUAUCUCUGUUCGCAUCCGAGUCCUACUUGCUCUUCUUCACGUACAGCUCUAAGGGUACAUGGGAGGGAACCAUCAUCCUGAAAAGUGGAUGCACGGCUCCUUCACAGAUUAAAUCCUGGGCACAUGCAUUGCUUGCCGCACGGGUCUUACGUGGCUCUUUAACUGCUAGCGGAGAGCAUCAUCAUGAUAGUCGGGAGAAACGAGAUGACCAGGUCCUUCGUGUCAUGUCUCAGACACUAAAUUUCCUGAACGAGGGGUACCGAUUUGAAAAAUACGCACAAGCCUUGAUGGGGGCCGGUUGGAAUAUGGAGUUGGCCGCUCUAGAAACGAAGCCAGGACGAAGGAUUCGAUCAGACAUGGAGUGA
This is a messenger RNA of Monascus purpureus, 1071 nucleotides long. NCBI's taxonomy places the organism in Eukaryota, Fungi, Ascomycota, Eurotiomycetes, Eurotiales, Aspergillaceae. The record is from the annotation of a GenBank genome assembly.